UUCAAGCUGCACAUCUGGUCUGUUUACAAUUUGCAUGCAUGUAAAAUAAAUAAUUCGUUAAAAUUUACCAAAAAAUUAACUUUUUGUGAUUGUUUUCUCUUUAAAAAAUCUGUACGGCAUACUGUUGGAUCUAUUAAAUACUUCUGCAAUUUGCUGCGUAGUUUAAAACUACAUAUUUAUGUCCUUGGAAAGUCGCCACCAUUGUAGGAUCUCCAAUCCACGUUGACAAGCUCUUGGCUUUGAUGAUGUGAUUAUGAGUUCAUAAUUUUACCAUCUGGCAUCACACCCGUUUUUUAUUCUAUUUCUUGCGUGUUUACCUCAAGGCUAGUGUAAUUUGGCUUGGGAAUGUUUUCGUCGAUAUUCUCGCGAGAUCCUAUCAAAGCGUUUGAAUACGAGGCUCAGGACGUUGUCCUGUCGUAUUCUGGAUGCUCGUUCUGGACUCUGCAUAAAGGGAUUAAAAAGGGAAGUGGAGAAGAAUUUUCCAUUUUCGUAUACGAUGCUCAAAAACAAGGAGAAUCAUGGUUAUCUGCCGCAAAAGCAUCCUUGAAGCGAUUAAAAACAAUGCGCCAUCCGAAUAUUUUAACUUACGUCGAUGGUUUAGAGACAGAUAAAAUUGUUUAUAUUGUGACGGAGCCAGUAACACCGUUAUCCGAAUACUUGUUGAAGUGUACCAAGAAAAAUGAUCAUUUAUUAGCAUGGGGACUUUUUCAAAUCGCGAAAGCACUGAGUUUCCUCAAUGAAACGGCCAAUCUCGCGCACCAUAAUGUUUCCGUCAAUUCGGUGUUCGUUAGCAAAGCCGGCGAAUGGAAACUGGGUGGUCUGGAUUACGUCACUCCAGCCGAAUCCGACUCGGCUCCGUCGCUGAACAGCCUGAAAAAUUAUGUCGAACCACCGGAAUAUACGCGCGGUGGAGGCGGUCGUAAGAAUGGGGAGAAGUGGUCGACGGAUAUUUGGGGAUACGGCGUCCUUGUUUAUCAAGUCUUCAACGGGAAUGUGCCCAGCAAAGACGCCCUGAAGCAACUCCACAAUUUACCAGAGUCUCUUCGCCCGCAUUAUCCAUCGUUAAUAUCGACCGAUCCCAGGGCGCGGAUUAGUCCGACAGAACUUAUUAAUCGUUGUACAACGGGACGCGGCUUCUUCCAGAAUCCGGUUAUCGAUGCGAUGAAUUUUCUUGAUGAAGUACAGCUGAAGUCGCCGGACGAGAAGACUAGGUUUUUCGGAAGGCUUGUGGAAUUAGUAGAAUCCUUGCCAGAGGAAGUGUGUACAUAUCGAGUUCUGCCACAACUCCUUAAUACGUUCGAAUUUGGACCAACAGAUAACUCAACUCUUCCUAUACUGCUAAAGCUCGGGAAAGGUUUGAAAGAUGACGAAUACCAAAAGCGAAUCAUUCCAGUAGUUAUAAAACAGUUUUCUUCCACGGAUCGCGCUGUGCGGAUGCAGCUUUUGCAACAAAUGAAAUUUUACAUUGAUCACCUGAGUUCGUCGAUUGUAAACAAUCAGAUUUUUCCAAAUGUUGCUAAUGGAUUUCUUGAUACGAAUCCAGCGAUCAGAGAAGAAACGGUCAAAUCAAUUGUUCUGCUUGCUCCUAAACUCAGUUCAAAAAAUCUCAACGAAGAAGUGAUGAAGCAUUUUGCCAGGAUCCAAGCAAAAGAUGACCAGGGUGCUAUACGAACUAACACGACCGUUUGCAUUGGAAAGCUGGCGCCGUGCUUGGUACCAGAUGUGCGGUUGAAGGUGCUAGUAUCAGCGUUUUCGCGUGCCUUGCGAGACCCAUUUCCUCCUUGCCGGGUGAGCGGUGCUGUUGGAUUUGCCGUAACCUUUGAAUAUUUUUCGCUGAAAGACGUUGCAACACGUGUGUUGCCGUCACUUGUGUUGCGCUCUGUGGAUCCGGAGAAAGAAGUCCGUGAUCAAGUUUUGAAGAGCGUCAAAUUGUUUAUGGAUCGCUUGGAGCAGGUCUCCGAGAAACCAGAAUUAAAGGAUGAAAUGGAAUCCAAAGUGAACGCUGGCAGCAUAAACGUUAUCAAUACUGCGGCUAACUGGGCUGGAUGGGCAGUCAAUUCACUUACGGCCAAAUUUUACAAAGGAAAGCCGGGAGAUCAAUCGUCCCAAAGCAAUAUUGCAGCUAAAGGAGAAGAAAAUGGAAAUUUGAAAUACUCUUCUGAUCAGCGCGACGAUAGCAAGCUCUCACCCAUGCAGCCAAUGGCCGCAUCUCCCGUUCCAUCGGGUGGAAAAUCACCCACCGCAGCCUCCUCUUCGGGGUGGGAUGAAGGCAUUGAUGACUGGUCAUUUUUGCAAGAUGCAAAAGCGAACCUCCCCAACGCGCCAAUAACGUCACCGGUUAGUGGAAACGCCGACGGAUGGGAUGAUGCGGACUGGAGCACGCCUAUCAGCGAGGCGGCUCCGAAAUCCGGCAUCCCCAUUAUCAAGCCCCCACCGCCUGCGGGUAGUGUUGUCAAACCAUCCAGCAAUGCGUCGCCGUUCGCUGAUUUGAACAAUGAAGAUAUAUUUUCCUCCAGAGUUCCUGCUUCCACCGCUAAGCCUACUGUUAAAGCUGCGCCUUCUAAAGCGCCAAAUAAUUCCACGGGAAGGACGGCUACUACGCCGCUGAAGCCGACCACGAAUGCAGCCAGCAGUCCCAAGGCAGGUAAUCAGACCACCUCGUGGGAUUCAUGGGACACAUGGGAUACGACCAAGACUGGUGAUGCCACCACUUUGAAACCGACCACCGCAACGAAAGGUGCAGCAAAACCUAUGAAGCUGACAGCCAAAAGUUGGAUCUACUGGAAUAAACAUUCCGAUUCAAAACUUCACUCGUACAACAAUUUUAGUUAAUUUUAAUGGCAGUUUUACCGAAUGGGCAUACGUUUUAUGUUCUUCUGCAUUUUAUCGUACCGAUACGAUAUUAUUGCUGAAUUUGUGAUUGAGAGGUACAUAUACAAUAUUAAGUAUUACCAAUAAUGUACUGGCAUAUUUAUGAGGGUUCUUGUCUUGAUUUCAGAUAGUUUUUAUCAAUUUUAUAACAGCAUGUCUCUCCUUAUAACAACUCUUUAUUUUC
This is a messenger RNA of Paramacrobiotus metropolitanus, 3055 nucleotides long. RefSeq names its product N-terminal kinase-like protein. Gene Ontology annotation, molecular function: protein kinase activity; ATP binding. Lineage: Eukaryota; Metazoa; Tardigrada; Eutardigrada; Parachela; Macrobiotidae. Bases 346 to 2832 code for a protein of 828 amino acids. The record is from RefSeq and is a predicted model, not a curated record. The transcript has 18 exons. Gene Ontology annotation, biological process: protein phosphorylation.